AAAUUACUGCACAAUCAGAUGCCAGUGAGAUUCGACAGGACUGGAAACCGACAUUCCUUAGUAAUGAAGAGUUCACACAGUUAAUGUUAGAGGCUCUUGAUGGGUUUUUUUUAGCAAUUAUGACAGAUGGAAAUAUAAUAUAUGUGUCUGAAAGUAUAACUCCCUUACUUGAACAUUUGCCAUCUGAUCUUGCGGAUCAGAGUGUAUUUAAUUUUAUCCCAGAGGGCGAACAUUCAGAAAUUUACAAAAUACUGUCUUCUCAUCUGCUGGAAAGUGAUUCCUUGACACCAGAAUACUUAAAAUCAAAAAAUCAACUAGAAUUCUGCUGCCAUAUGCUGCGAGGAACAAUAGAUCCAAAAGAGCAACCUACAUAUGAAUAUGUAAAAUUUAUAGGAAAUUUCAAGUGUUUGAAUAAUGUUCCCAACUCUGCGCACAACGGUUUUGAAGGAACUAUUCAGCGAUCGCACCGGCCUUCAUAUGAAGAUAAAGUUUGCUUUGUAGCCACAGUUAGAUUAGCUACACCCCAGUUUAUCAAGGAAAUGUGCACUGUUGAAGAACCCAAUGAAGAGUUCACAUCUCGACAUAGCUUAGAAUGGAAAUUCCUGUUCUUGGAUCACAGGGCACCUCCGAUAAUAGGUUAUCUUCCAUUUGAAGUUUUGGGAACAUCAGGCUAUGAUUAUUAUCAUGUGGAUGAUCUAGAUAAUCUGGCAAAAUGUCACGAGCAUUUAAUGCAGUAUGGGAAAGGGAAGUCAUGUUACUACAGAUUCCUUACAAAGGGACAACAAUGGAUUUGGCUACAAACACAUUACUAUAUCACGUAUCACCAGUGGAAUUCCAGGCCAGAGUUUAUUGUCUGUACACACACUGUUGUAAGUUAUGCAGAAGUUAGAGCAGAAAGACGACGGGAACUUGGUAUUGAGGAGUCUCUUCCAGAGAUAACAGCAGAUAAAAGUCAGGACUCUGGGUCUGACAAUCACAUAAAUACAGUGAGUCUCAAAGAAGCACUGGAAAGGUUUGACACCAGCCCCACACCUUCUGCUUCCUCCAGGAGUUCAAGAAAAUCUUCACAUACAGCAGUAUCAGAUCAUUCAUCAACACCAACUAAAAUGACAGUGGAUACUAGCACUCCUCCAAGGCAAAGCUUAUCUGGUCAUGAAAAGACUGUGCAAAGAAGAUCAUCUCUGAGUAGUCAGUCUUUAAGCUCCCAGUCUCUUGGACAACCUGUAGCACAGCCAUCGAUGUCUCAGCCUGCAACUUUACAGCUCCAGUCUGGCAUGUCCCAGCCUGUGUUUCAGUUUUCAGCUCAAUUAGGAGCUAUGCAGCAUCUAAAGGACCAGCUAGAGCAAAGAACACGCAUGAUAGAGGCAAAUAUUCAUCGACAGCAGGAAGAGUUGCGUAAGAUUCAAGAGCAGCUUCAAAUUGUCCAUGGUCAAGGGCUCCAGAUGUUCUUGCAGCAGUCAACUUCUGGACUCAACUUUGGUUCUCUGCAGCUUGCUUCUGGAAAUUCUUCAAAUGCUCAGCAGCUGACACCAAUAAACAUGCAAGGUCAAGUUGUUCAGACUAAUCAGACCCAAAGUGGGAUGAACACAGGCCAUAUAAGUACUCCACAAAUGAUACAGCAACAGCCUUUGCCAAGUACCACAACACAGCAUAAUCAACAAAAUGUACUUAGUGGACACAGUCAACAGUCUUCUCUUGCCAGCCAGUCACAGAAUACAGUCUCAGCACCUUUGUAUAACACCAUGGUGAUUUCUCAGCCAACAACAGGAAAUGUGGUCCAGGUUCCUUCUAGCUUACCACAGAACAAUAACCAGAAUGCUGCUGCCGUAACCACUUUUACACAGGACAGACAAAUCAGAUUUUCUCAAGGUCAGCAACUGGUAACAAAACUUGUCACGGCCCCAGUAGCAUGUGGAGCAGUAAUGGUACCAAGCACUAUGUUUAUGGGACAGGUGGUGACAGCUUACCCCACUUUUGCUGCCCAACAGCAGCAGCCACAGACUUUGUCAAUUACGCAACAGCAGCAGCAGCAGCAAAGUCAGCAAGACCAGCAGCAGCAGCUCACCACAGUUCAGCAACCAGCUCAGCCACAGCUGACCCAACACCCCCAACAGUUCCUACAGACAUCCAGGUUACUUCAUGGAAAUCAGUCAGCUCAGCUUAUCCUCUCUGCUGCUUUCCCACUACAACAAAGCACUUUUACUCAGUCCCAUCACCAGCAGCAUCAGUCACAGCAGCAGCAGCAGCAACUUUCACGACACAGAACUGACAAGAUGACUGAUCCUUCCAAAGUUCAGCCACAGUAGUGUGGGGCUCUGCCUCUUUUUGAAGCAAAGUAUCGCAGGAGGGGGCUGCUCCACAAAACAGUUGCUACAGGGGUAGCAGUACGAAGGGUUUCUUUCUAACCCACGGUGUUGAGAUCUAACUUCUGGAAUCUGUUAAGAAAAGCCACAAGGUGAUGAUGGGGACAUGUCCAACUUUGAUAGUUGCCCCAGUUUCUGUGUUCUAAAAGAUUUGCUGCCAUGUGUUAAUUUGUCCAGGUGAAAUCUCAAAAUGCGACUGAAAUGAGAGGAAUGCUGAAAAUAGUGGUAUUUUUAUUAAUCCUGUACAUUUUUAAAGUAUUAAAAUGGACAUGAAGCAAUUGUUUGAAUUAGCAGAAAAAAAUGCCAGGAAUAUAGCCCAAAAACCAUCUAAUUUUUUUCAGAUUAUUAUGGGACAGUAAAUAUUUUGAAAAUGUUGUGUGAAAUCCAGUUCUCUGUUGUACAGAUGCUGUAAAAUAUUGUGUAUAUGUCUGCAUAAAAGGAGAAAGAGCAAAAUAUUUUAUAUGAUGCAUGAAAACGUAAUACGUUAUUUGUAGGUUUGAAUAUGUUUCCCUAAAUUCUCACGCCAUACUCAGACUAAUGUUUUCCUCUGCUCUACCCUUUUGUUUACAACAUGAUGCAUCAUUAUUUUCACCCUCAGUGUGGGCACAAGUCUCUUGUUUGUGCUUUGUCUGUGAUGUCAGGGUUUGUUCGGUGAGGUUAUAGUGUGUUGGUUAGUUGACUUUUCGAGGUUAAAUUAUUGAUGAAGCUGUUUGAACUGGUGAUCAUGCAUCAGGGUUCAGGACAUUCAGAUUCAUGAACAUCAUCCAUCAUUUCAUAAUUAAUUCAUAAUUUUAUUUGAAAAAUAGGAAUUUGCACUGCUUUCUUGUGGAUGGUUUGGAAUUUUAUUCCCCAAAGCUAUCUUUUGAUAUAGUUCAUAGUUGGAAAUAUUUAUGUAAAAGGUUUAAAA
Antrostomus carolinensis (chuck-will's-widow) is the source of this 3270-nucleotide messenger RNA. It is a transcript of the gene CLOCK, whose product is annotated as clock circadian regulator. Gene Ontology annotation, molecular function: DNA-binding transcription factor activity, RNA polymerase II-specific; E-box binding. Gene Ontology annotation, biological process: regulation of transcription by RNA polymerase II; circadian regulation of gene expression. Gene Ontology annotation, cellular component: nucleus; cytoplasm; CLOCK-BMAL transcription complex. NCBI's taxonomy places the organism in Eukaryota, Metazoa, Chordata, Aves, Caprimulgiformes, Caprimulgidae. The record is from RefSeq and is a predicted model, not a curated record. The transcript has 17 exons. The annotation marks the transcript as partial.